Closterium sp. NIES-65 is the source of this 1311-nucleotide messenger RNA. The record is from the annotation of a GenBank genome assembly. Lineage: Eukaryota; Viridiplantae; Streptophyta; Zygnematophyceae; Desmidiales; Closteriaceae.
AUGGCGACAGCAGCAAGUGCAGCUGCCGAAAGCGACGGGAGCCUAAGCAGUGAGGAGAGCUUCACAGAGCCCGAAGAGGGAUGGGUGGGACGUCUUGGCGUGCCUGUGGCCAUGGUAGGGGACCCGUGCGAGGAGGUGAUGCUGCUGUGGGGUUUGCGCGACCCGUUCACUGCUCGCAUGGGCUGCUUCGUGGAUCAAGGCGCCACCAGCGUGCGCAUCGAAGCCUGCGGACAAGUCCUCGACAUUUUCCAGUCGCCCUCCUGCCUCGCAGGCGUGACAGGAUCGGUGCUGUGGGACAGCGGCGUGGUGCUGGCGAAGGCGCUGGAGCACCUGGCGGACUCGGCGCGCUUACCCAUUCGGGGUGCUAGCAUUGUGGCGGCACUUCUAGGAGCAUCACACGUGCACAUCACGGACCAGUAUGACCGCCUGCGCCUGCUGCACCGUAACGUCUGUCACAACCUGCUGCCCUCGCACCCCCUCUCUGCCCCCUCCUCCUCCCUCAACUCCUCCACCUCUUCUUCCUCCUCGUUCAUUCUACAUGGAUCGGCCUCUUCUGCCCGCCACUCAUCGGCCAAGAAGGCUCCGGCGGGUAGUGCCUCCGGUGGUGGCGGUGGUGGUGUGGGGGGAAAGCGCAGAGGGGGAGCGGGGAAGGCAGGCUCAGCAGCAGCAGGAACAACUGGGCAAAGAGCGUCGGUUGGUGAUGGGGGGAUGGGGGGAGGAGGGGGGGACAGUGGGGCGUGGCCGGAGGUGGUAGAGGUGUGCCAUGGGAGGAAAGGCGAGGAGACGCGGGUGAGAGUGAGGGUGUUUGAGCUGGAGUGGGGGGAGGACAUGGCGCUUCCAGGAUUCGACGGUGAGGAGGAGGAGGAGGAGGAGGAGGAGGAGAAUGACACCGACGGGAGCGGCGAGGAUGAGGCGGAUGAUGAGGAGGAGGAGGAUGAGGAGGAUGGGGGUGAGGAGGAGGGUGGGGGCGGUCGGGGGAGGGAAUUGCGGGAGCAGGAGCAAGAGAGGAGAGGGGCGCGGAGGGGGUAUGACUAUGUGGUGGCGUCGGAUGUGGUGUUCAGUGAGGAGGGUGUGGAGGUGCUCCUGCAGGCGCUGGGGCAGCUCGUGCGCGUGCACACCACUGUGCUCAUCGCAGGCGAGCUCAGGAACGACGAGGUAUUGCAACUCUUUCUGGAGCGCGCACAGGCGCGCUUCACAGUGGGCAGGCUGUUAGACAGGCACCUGCACCCAGACUUCAUCAGUCGCCGGGUUGUUGUCUACUGCCUCGCUCGCAAACGCAGGCGGCAUGUCACAGGGAGUGACGGCCGCUGA